Molecule: messenger RNA, 2295 nt
Organism: Closterium sp. NIES-65
Lineage: Eukaryota; Viridiplantae; Streptophyta; Zygnematophyceae; Desmidiales; Closteriaceae
Source: the annotation of a GenBank genome assembly
AUGUUGCUUCUGUUCGAGACCCCGGCGGGGUUCGCGCUGUUUAAGGUUCUAGACGACAAGAAGCUCGACAAGGUCGAGGACAUCUGGACGCACUUCGAGUCGUCGGAAAGCGCCAGCAAGGUGGUGAAGCUGAAGGCGUUCGACAAGUUCGAGAACACGGCGGACGCGCUGGGCGCGGCGACGGCGCUGGUGGAGAGCAAGCUGAGCAAGGGGCUGAAGAAGUUCGUCAAGGCGCAGUGCCAGGGCGAGACGCUCGCCGUCGCCGACUCGAAGCUCGGCAACAUUAUAAAAGAGAAACUGGGAGUGACAUGCGUGCACAACGCAGCGGUAAUGGAGCUCAUGCGCGGGGUGCGGUCGCACCUCUCGGAGCUCAUCGCAGGGCUGUCAGGCACGGAUCUCGCGCCCAUGAGCCUGGGGCUCAGCCACAGCCUGUCGCGCUACAAGCUCAAGUUCUCUCCCGACAAGGUGGACACGAUGAUAGUGCAGGCGAUCGGGCUGCUGGACGAUCUGGACAAGGAGCUGAACACGUACGCCAUGCGCGUGCGCGAGUGGUACGGCUGGCACUUCCCCGAGCUCGCUAAGAUCGUCUCGGACAACCUGCAGUACGCGCGCGCCGUCAAGCUCAUGGCCCACCGCGUCAACGCCGCCGACCUUGACUUCUCCGGGAUAUUGGAGGAGGAUGUGGAGUCGGCCAUGAAGGAUGCGGCAGUGAUUUCCAUGGGGACGGAGGUCAGCGAGCACGACAUGACCAACAUCAUUGCUCUCUGCGACCAGGUGAUCGCGCUCUCAGAGUACCGCGCGCAGCUGUUCGACUACCUGCGAUCGCGCAUGCUCGCCAUAGCGCCCAACCUCACAGUGCUGGUGGGCGAGCUCGUGGGAGCACGUCUCAUCGCGCAUGCCGGUUCCCUCAUGAGCCUGGCCAAGCACCCCGCCUCCACCGUGCAGAUCCUGGGCGCAGAGAAGGCUCUGUUCCGCGCGCUGAAGACGAAGCACGACACGCCCAAGUACGGGCUCAUCUUCCACGCGUCCCUCAUCGGCCAGGCGCCCCCCAAGCUCAAGGGCAAGAUCUCCCGCGUGCUCGCCGCCAAGUGCUCGCUUGCUAUCCGCGUGGACGCCCUGGGUGAUGCCACCGAGCCCACUGUUGGCAUUGAAGGCCGCGCCAAGAUUGAGCAGCGGCUGCGGCAGCUGGAGGGGCGGGUGUUGGGCAGUGCGAGUGCAGCGAGCAAGGGCAAGGCGAAGCUGGGGGCGUACGACAAGGACCGGAAGGAGGGCACGGGAGGACUCAUCACCCCUGCCAAGGCCUACAACCCCGCAUCUGAUGCGCUCUUGACAGCCAAGUCCCCAGCAACAGACGCAACACCAGCGGCAGGGGAGGAGUCGGCUAGGAAGGCGAAGAAGGAGAAGAAAGCAAAGAAGGACAAGGAGAACGGCGAGGCCACUCCCUCCGCUUCUGCCCGUGUGGAUGCCGAUGGGGCAGAGCCUCCCUCCACCGAGAAGAAAAAGAAGAAAAAGCGUGACAGGGAGGACGAAGGCAAGGCGAAGGAGGAAGCAGCAGCGCCGGUGACCCCCGCUUCUGAGAAGAAGAAGAAAAAGAAGGAUGCGGCAGCGGAUGGGAGUGCAACACCUGGUGCAACUGAUGGUUCGGCCAAGAAGAAAAAGAAGGACGCGGUAGCGGAUGGGAGUGCAACGCCUGGCGCUACGGAUGGCUCGGCCAAGAAGAAAAAGAAGGCCAAGGAGGAGGAUGGGGCCACACCGGGGGCGAGCGGAUCGACCAAGAAGAAAAAGAAAUUGGCGGAAUUCCAAGUUGACUUCAAUGAGGAGAUGUACCUCCCCUGGUACACCCUGACGACAGAAGGCACCUGGUGGUAUGACUACACCACGCGCAGGCAGCGGAUCGACCGGCGGAACGGACUGGGGGAUCGAUACUGCGGCUCUGCGCUGCCUCUGAGGGCUACCCCAUGCACCCAACUGGUGCGGGACUCCUGGCGCUAUCUCAUCUUCCCCCAGGAAAAGUAUUGCUGCCGCUGCUGCUCUGCGGCCAAUGGGUGUGACGUGGUGCGCCCUGAUUGGCUGGCCAAUGCCACCUAUAUGGGCCGGGACUAUGUGGAUGACAUUUCCUCUACUAAAUGGAAGCGGCAGGGGCUUCAGAACAACUACUACUGGCAUUCAGAGGAUGAUGUGCCCAUGCGAAUCUACAUGGAGCCCUUGGAGCAAAUGACCUUCUCUCACGCCUCGUUCUAUAAGCCGCACUCCUUUCCCAGCACCACCUUCGAUCUACCUUCAGACAUGGAGUAA